Coregonus clupeaformis (lake whitefish) is the source of this 594-nucleotide messenger RNA. RefSeq names its product aurora kinase B (gene aurkb). Gene Ontology annotation, biological process: protein phosphorylation; mitotic spindle organization; regulation of cytokinesis. Gene Ontology annotation, molecular function: ATP binding; protein kinase activity. Gene Ontology annotation, cellular component: chromosome passenger complex; spindle midzone; spindle microtubule. Lineage: Eukaryota; Metazoa; Chordata; Actinopteri; Salmoniformes; Salmonidae. The record is from RefSeq and is a predicted model, not a curated record.
AGGGGUAAAUUUGGGAAUGUGUACCUUGCACGAGACAAACAUUUGCAAUACAUUGUGUCGCUGAAGGUGCUCUUCAAGUCUCAGAUGGAAAAAGAUGGCGUGGAGCACCAGCUCAGAAGAGAGAUCGAGAUUCAGUCCCAUCUAAGACACCCCAACAUCUUGCGCUUCUACAACUACACAAGGGUCUUCCUGAUCCUAGAGUAUGCCCCACGAGGUGAAAUGUACAAAGAGCUGCAGAGACAUGGACACUUUGAUGACCAACGCACUGCAACAUACAUGGAAUAGUUGUCCGAUGCACUGCAGUAUUGCCAUGAGAGGAAAGUGAGCCAUCGGGACUUACAGCCUGAGCACCUCUUGCUGGGCUUCCGUGGGGAGCUGAAAAUUGAAGACUUUAGCUGGUCUGUAUAUACGCCAUCCUUAACGCAUAGCACAAUGUGUGGAACACUGGACUACCUGCCCCCAGAGAUGGUUGAGGGGCACACUCAUGAUGAAAAGAUGGACCUAUGGUGCAUCGGGGUACUAUGCUAUGAGUGCUUAGUUGGAACCCCCCCAUUUGAAACGGCCAGCCAUUCUGAUGUCAAGAGUGCUGUCUGA